GAGACAAAAAAGAAAAGAGGUAUAUGUAAAGCACAAAAUAGGGUAGAAAUCUCAACAGGCACACAGUUUUAACAAAGCUUCUCCGGGAAGGAGAAGGGUUAUGACAGUUCACGGCCCAAGAAACACGUAUGCACAUGAAAAACUCCCCCACGCGUAAAUAUUCCUUUCUUUUCCGUGAUUUACGGCAAUUAGACCGCUUUCGGCUAUAGCUUGUCUGUCACAGCUCCUCGAGAACAGUUUGAUUCCCCCACGCGUCCUUUCUUUUCCUUGAUUCACGGCAAUUACCUGCUUUCUGCUGUAACUUGUCUGUUACAGCUCCUCGAGAUCCGUUUGGUUCCCCCACGCGUCCUUUCUUUUCCUUGAUUUAUGGCAUGCUUUCGAGAUUCUCUGACGCGUAGUUUGACUCUCCAAGACUGUCCAUCCAACGGUGGAGAAUUGCACGCCUUGUUCCUUAAAUAAGUGCAUUUUGGGGAUGGGACUGUUUACGUCAAAAACCUUUCUUAGAGUUUCAGCUCUUCUCUCUCAGAUCUUCAGAUCUCCCUCUGAUCUUCAGUAAUGGAACCACAAACCCAGCAACCAACCGAGGAUGGAGGAAGCAACAAAGCAGUCUGGAGCAGUGCUAACAUGCAUUGCAGGCGGAGCAGUACCAGGUGGGCUCCUACUACAGAUCAGAUAAGAAUCCUCAAGGAGUUUUAUGACAAUGGAGGUAAGAACCCAACUCCAGAGCAGAUUCAGAUGAUCACUCUCCAGCUGAAACGGUACGGACAGGUUGAGAGCAAGAACGUCUUUUAUUGGUUCCAGAACCACAAGUCUCGGGAGAGGCAGAAGAAGAGGUUGACUUCGAAAGUUGAUGGAUCCAUUAUUCUCAAUUUUGGGUCAACUAGUUCUGCUGGUGUUAGUGGAUCCAUCAUGGACCAACAAGGAGAAGAUCACCAGGAGAUUAAAACCCUUCCACUGUUCCCCAUGCAUGAUGAGGACAUUGGCAACAAGAAGACUCCUUCCGAGGGAGGUAGCAGCUAUGAUGACUACUCAGGUGGCGGCUACAACGGUGGCUCUCGCAUUGUUCUUGAGCUCAGCCUCAACUCCUCCGGAUCUGCUGACGUGGUUUAGUUACAAUUUUAUUUUGUAAAUAUAUGUAAAUAUAAUUUUUUUUU
Messenger RNA from Rosa rugosa (rugosa rose), 1154 nucleotides. Its product is annotated as protein WUSCHEL-like. NCBI's taxonomy places the organism in Eukaryota, Viridiplantae, Streptophyta, Magnoliopsida, Rosales, Rosaceae. The record is from RefSeq and is a predicted model, not a curated record. The coding region runs from base 556 to 1110 and encodes 184 amino acids. Gene Ontology annotation, molecular function: DNA binding; DNA-binding transcription factor activity. The transcript has a single exon. Gene Ontology annotation, biological process: plant organ development.